AUUCCAUUCACCAACAACAAUAACAAUUAUAAUAAUAAAAAGACAUGAGUUCACCUAGAAAAUACGGUAUUGACAGAGAGAUCGCUGCAAAGCUGGCUGCAAAAUACGAUGUUGGCCGUGAAGCCCAGGCUCGUGAGUGGAUUGAGACAGUCAUUGGAGAAUCUUUUCCUCUUCCAGAAUUCCAACCCUCUCUCAAAGAUGGCGUUAUCCUCUGCAAAUUGAUAAAUAUACUUAUCCCAGGCUUUGUGAAGAUCAAGUCAUCAAGAAUGCCCUUUGUUCAGAUGGAGAACAUUGCCAAGUUCUUGGAGGGAUGUGAAAAGCUUGGGUGUCCCAAGCAUGACCUGUUUCAGACUAUCGACUUGUAUGAGGACAAGAAUCCUGGUCAGGUUGUUGAUGCCAUUUUCUCAUUAUCACGUCACGCCGCUAAAGCAGGAUAUGAUGUCCCUAUCCUUGGACCAAAACUGGCUGACAAGCAUGAAGUCGAAUUCUCAGAAGAGACAUUAAAUGCAGGAAAGCAAGUUAUUAACACCUUCCAGUAUGGAUACAGUGGCGGAGCAAAUCAGUCUGGCACAAGAACAGGACGUCGUGAGAUUGGUGGUGUUGAUCCCGGACGCAUCGAUUAGGUUGAAGUUUAAUGAGACAAUUGAUUAUUUAUUUAUUUAUUUAUUUUCUCGUACUAUGGGCUGCAUUUCCCACCUUCAAUGUAUUGCAAUAUGAACAACUUUAAAAUGAAAUAAUACCCUGCCUCGUUUUGCC
Messenger RNA from Lobosporangium transversale, 756 nucleotides. RefSeq names its product calponin homology domain-containing protein. Lineage: Eukaryota; Fungi; Mortierellomycota; Mortierellomycetes; Mortierellales; Mortierellaceae. The coding region runs from base 45 to 623 and encodes 192 amino acids. The transcript is spliced from 6 exons. The record is from RefSeq and is a predicted model, not a curated record. Gene Ontology annotation, molecular function: protein binding.